Messenger RNA from Lolium perenne, 408 nucleotides. RefSeq names its product AP2/ERF and B3 domain-containing transcription factor ARF14-like. Gene Ontology annotation, molecular function: DNA binding; DNA-binding transcription factor activity. The record is from RefSeq and is a predicted model, not a curated record. Lineage: Eukaryota; Viridiplantae; Streptophyta; Magnoliopsida; Poales; Poaceae. Gene Ontology annotation, biological process: regulation of DNA-templated transcription.
AUGAUGCCUCCGCGCCGCCGCCCCUCCUCCGACUACCACGGCGUUCGGGCGUGGCCGAGCGGCCGGUUCGACGCGGAAAUCCGCUCCGACGACGAGCGGAUCCGCCUCGGCAUGUUUGAUACGGCGCACGAGGUGGCGCGGGCGUACGACGCCGUCGCCUGGCGACUGGACCGCUCCCGCCGCACCAUGAACUUUCAUGAUGUGUUCACGCGGGAGCAGGCGGAGAUGCUCGCGCCGCCGGUGAUCACUCGCGAGCAGCAGCGCCGACAGCGGGAGUUGGAGCAGCGCCUCCUCAUUGCCGAGCGCGACGAGGCAAUGCGCCUCGAGUGGGCACGCUGCUUCCCCGAAGACGUCGCCGCCACGGAAGCCUUCUACGCGCAGAAGGAGGAGGAGAAGUUGUUUGAUUAA